CCUUUCCGUUUGUGUUAUCUAUAAAAUGAAAAAUCUGCCAAUCUGUUAAAAAUUUAAAAUUCACUAAUAAAUUUAAUAAUUUUUUAUUUUAUUCAAAUUUUAGAUGUUUAAAUUAUUAAAACAACUGUUUUAAAUCUUAAUCAUUAGUAAAAUAUUACAAGAAACCGAGGAAAUCUCUUUUUGAUUUUCAAAAAUACCAAAGAAAGUUAAUCAAUACUUUCAACCCAAUCGGGAAUGACUCAAUUUCUAUGGAUGAAUGCAAAGCUUUUAAAAAAGAAUAUGACAAGUGUUUUAAUAUUUGGUUCAGGGAUAAAUUUCUUAAAGGAAGUAAUGAUGACUCUGUGUGUUCAGAGCUUUUGAAGAGCUACACAGGAUGCGUCAAGGAGGCGAUGAAAGAAAAAGACAUUGUUAUUGAUGACUUCAGACGAUAUCAUCCAAAUAUUAGUCCUGAUUAUGAACCACCUAAAAACAAAUAAAAAUUGGAGUUACGUGUGUUUAGUGAAAAAGUGUUAAAAAAAAUAUUCAUUUUUAAUUUAACUAUUGUACCAAUGAUUUAAAAUUAUCUAUAAUGCAUUAUAUUUAAGCAUGACUUACAUUCUGUUUUAUAUGUAUGAUAUAUAUUGGACAUUCUUGUUGUAACAAAAUUGAAUAAUUUUUAGGUAAAAUGUUUUGUGUAAAUUUUAGGUCAUACUUUUCUGGAAAAAAAAAAGAAAUAGGUAAAAUUUUUUC
Molecule: messenger RNA, 729 nt
Organism: Aphis gossypii (cotton aphid)
Lineage: Eukaryota; Metazoa; Arthropoda; Insecta; Hemiptera; Aphididae
Product: TP53-regulated inhibitor of apoptosis 1-B-like
Exons: 3
Coding region: 249-476 (75 amino acids)
Source: RefSeq, a predicted model, not a curated record